Molecule: messenger RNA, 1514 nt
Organism: Etheostoma spectabile (orangethroat darter)
Lineage: Eukaryota; Metazoa; Chordata; Actinopteri; Perciformes; Percidae
Gene: tmem138
Product: transmembrane protein 138
Exons: 5
Coding region: 815-1303 (162 amino acids)
Cellular component (GO): cilium
Source: RefSeq, a predicted model, not a curated record
GGGUGUUAUAUGGUAUUUGUGAAGCCGAUUUAAAACGUUACAACACUGUUGUGAUGGUUGUAGCAAUCGUGACUGGCUGGAGUUCCUCGAAGUGAAAAUCCGAGUUGUGCCACUGCCAUCAGAGUAUGUUGUGGAAAUUAGAUUGUGAAACAGUUAGUAGUAGGCUUACUCUACUAUCUGUCUCCAGAAUUAGCUAUCUAAAGCCAGCGCCAAACAGGCUAAGGAUGCUUUGACUUGGGUAGAUUAGAUGCCUAUGAAGGAAGGGAGUGUGUUAUCAGAACAAGAGACAGUGGUGUCCGUAUUAAUCUCUAAUCCCAGUUUUGACGUUUCCAUUAGGUGUAGUGCUAAAUCUGCGACAGACGACAAGAUACGCAACUCUUCUCCGCACUGGAGAUGGAUGCAGGGCAAAGAUAUGAGUUGAAAUGCAGCAGACGAGCAGACUUUCCACAUCAAGGAUGUCAACAUGCAGAAUAUGAAAAUAUCCUGAUAUUUUGAACUACCUGCAAUCUUCACCAAUAUACUUUUCUCCUAAAGGACAACAUGAACAGAAGGACACACUGUAGUGAAGACAACCUAAAGCAAUAGAACAUUUAAAGGGAAAAAAAAGGAAAUGGACAAUUUAUGAAGAUGGUACUGUCUGCCUGCUUCUAGACCUGUGCAGUGUUGUACUCCGGUUUGUACAGUAAAUCUAGACCAAAUAGACUUGUAUUGCCACCAUUAAGUACCAGCAUAUUGCAAGUGUAAAGAAAAACAGCCAGAAGCAAGGAGUGAAUAGACUGUGAAGCUUUGUGGUUUGCAGAAUCCGCCCCUGAAGAUGCUCCAGACUAGUAACUACUCCCUGGUGCUGCUGAUCCAGCUGACACUGUUGGCCUAUGACCUCUUCGUCAACUCCUUCAGUGAACUCCUGAGGGCAGCGCCUGUCAUCCAACUAGUGCUUUUCAUCAUCCAGGACAUUGCCAUCUUGUUCAACGUGAUCAUCAUUCUGCUGAUGAUGUUCAACACCUACGUGUUCCAGGUUGGCCUGCUGUCCCUUCUGCUGGAGAGGUUCAGGGCUCUGCUGAUAUUGUCUGGUCUUUACCUGACGCUCAGCAUCUGCUUCCACUGCUGGGUGUUGAACCUUAGAUGGCUUGAGUCCAACAAUUUUGUUUGGACUGAUGGUCUUCAAGCUCUUUUUGUUUUCCAGAGAACAGUGGCAGUGUUGUAUUACUACUUAUACAAACGAACAGCAGAGUAUAUGGGAGACCCAAGGCUGUAUGAGGACUCUCUGUGGCUGCGGGAUGCCUUUGCCAGAUGUCGUCAGUGAAGAAGAGACAGUUUCUGUUCUUUUUUAAAGAUAAUUUUUGGGGCAUUUUAUACCUUUUAUUUGACAGGACAGACAAAGACAUGACGCAAAAGGCCCCAGGUUGGAGUUGAACCCAGGCCCACUGCAUCGCGGAGUAAACCUCUAUAUAUGGAUGCCCGUUCUACCAACUGAGCUAUCUGAGCACCCAGAAUAGACAAUUUUAAGAAUGACC